UUCAUAACAUAUCGUUCGCUCUUUCAAUAUCCCACAACCAAACGGUUUAUAUACAAUUUUGUAUUGUUUUAAGAACCGUAUAUAUUUUUUUUUGUAAAUUUUUGUUUUUUACAUGAUAAAAGACGCGACAAACCGUAGUAAUUCUAAAUUUAAUCAAAUCGUGGAUCCUGUCAUGGAAAUAUUUAGACAAGUACAAGGUCGUCGCGGUGACGAGUCUCUACAAAAUCUGCUUUCAUUUCUAGAUACUCAUGUGGAGUCCAAGAGCUCAGAUAAGGAGGACUAUGAUGACGAUGGCGAGGGAAGCUUCUACAGUCGCAGUCUGAGUUUGGGCAAUGGUCUUGGACUUAAUCCUCAUGCCGAGGUCUUUGUGCCGUCAUUCUUGAAGAGCAAAUUGAAUAAACCAGAAGCUCGAGAGCCGGACACUAAGUCGGAGGCGACAUCGACCACAUCUUUGCAAAACGAUGAUGAUGAAAAUGACAGCGGGCUAGCAGAUGAUCAAGAGGAUACGUUUAAUAUACAAAGACAGAUUUUUGAGUUCCUUAGCCAAAUGGGCGAUGAGAAGCUAUCAUUGGAUACCAUUAAGAUCACCCUACUGCCUGAAGGCCAUGGAAUCAAUAUACAAUUUACCACUGAUCAGCAAGAGUUAUCUAUGCCCGGUAAGUCGAUCAGUGCAGAGGACUUGAAGAAGAUAAAAUCGUUCAAGGAGCAUCUAUGUCGCCAGACGGUUCUCAAUUUGGAUAUAGCCGAUCAGGAGAAACUCGCGAAUAAACCCGAAAAUGUUUUGGUGGCUCAAUUCUUGCAAAGAGCCAGUGAAUUAUUGAGUGAGAAGUACGAAUGGAAUGCUCCAAACUCAACGAAAUGUGACAAAUGCUCCAUAAUCUGGGCCAAUCGUAGCUACACCGAAGCGGAGAUUGAGCAGCAAAUCGAGUGUAUAAAAUCGUUUGAGAAAUUCAUAUCCUUAACAGGCUCAAUAAAAUUUCAAGACUUGAGCGAUCACAAGGAAUUCCAAGAACUGUGCUGCAAAUUGGGUUUAAUCACAGACAAGGACCAAGUGAAUCUUUCUGAACCGCAGCCCCCCACCACUGCGACUCCAGAGAAGGACCUUGCCGAAGAGGAGGAUCCACAAGCCAUAACUGAAUAUGUUUGUGGCAAGAUCUAUAGAUAUGAUGAUAGCAAUGGUCAGUCUACAUUGGUGAAUCAAUUGGAGGACGAUGGAGACGAUCAUAUAAAUCGAAUCAUUGAAGGCGAACUGUUAAUCUACAACGAGGAUCAGCCAAGUCUUGAUGCUCCACCAACAACACCGGCGAUGUCCAUGACAAUAACUGGUCUCGCAUCACCAAGCAAAGUGCGCAAGUCACCCAAGACAAAAGGGAGUGCUCGUCCCCAGACCCACAGCAGUAAUGGUGGUCCACCACGAAAAAAUGGAAAAUUGCAAAAUGAAAAGGUUAACUUGAAUAUACAGAAAAUGCGUUUAAAUGAAGUAAAUGGAACUGCAUCCACUAAAACUAAAACUCAGCUGGGUGCACUUCAUCCAAGUGGAAAGAAAGCCAGUACAAUCCAACAUGCCACCUUGCCCAUGUCAUCGGGUAUGCAGCCACCGAUUGUUACUUCAAUGACAGGACGUCGUCAGGGAUCAGCCCGUUUGGCGACUGGUCUCAAUAGUGGCAAACAGCGCAUGGCCUCAUCAUCGACUAGUUACGGGCCAAAGGCAACUAAACUGAAUUCGACAAAAGGUAACCUGGUUGCCCCAGUGCAGAUGGUGCCACGUAGCACCACCGCCUCAUUGAUGAGACAGUCGGCGGUUAAGAGGCGUUUGAAUAUGUUGAGAGGCGACAGUGACUCGGAUGUGCCUCUGCACGAAUAUCUUUUUAAGUAACCAUUGAAAGAGUGGAUUAAAUUGUUUCAGAAGGCAUCUACAAAUCUGUAGUCAGUCUUACUAUACUAUGUGUGUGUUACGUAAUAUGUGUUAAUGAUCCUAUACAAAAAAUUAUUAAGUUAUUUGACUUUAAUUACAAUUAUACCAAUUAUUAUUAAAUAUUCUGAACUUUAAACCGUA
Drosophila willistoni is the source of this 2056-nucleotide messenger RNA. RefSeq lists its product as uncharacterized. Bases 113 to 1876 code for a protein of 587 amino acids. The transcript is spliced from 3 exons. The record is from RefSeq and is a predicted model, not a curated record. NCBI's taxonomy places the organism in Eukaryota, Metazoa, Arthropoda, Insecta, Diptera, Drosophilidae.